GAAAGGGGAACGGUGAGAAAGCAGAAGUGAUUUCAGCGUCCUAGCAAGUUGUGCAGUCUAAUCGAGGGGGAAGAGAAAGUAGGUGAGUGUGAGCCACUGGCCCUGGGGAGCGGCGAAUUCAUCCGACUGGGGGAUUAGCUGAAGCAGAGUGGAAACAAAGCAGGACCUUAUAGUUGGAGUCUCUUCUUCACGGUCAGAGCAGCUGGGAGCUCAGAUUGACUGCCGGCAGCGGCAGGGUACCUGGGCCUUUGCUACUUCCCUUGAACGCCUUCUGAAUUGUCAAGAGGGAGCAGUUUGGACAUUAACACAGCUGCUAGCAGACACAUACCUUCACACGCAAUUUCCACAAUUUCCACACUGCAGCUAUGGGGACAGUGAGUGAACUUUGCGUGUCGAGCCUUCAGACAUUCUUGUGUCCAGCUGUGAAGCCAAUCCAGCAAGCGCCAGUGCCGGACGACCUCACACCAGAGGAGAAGCAGGAGCUGGAGAAUAUCCGCCGACGCAAGCAGGAGCUGCUCGAUGACAUUCAGCGGCUGAAGGAUGAGAUAGCAGAAGUGACAAGUGAGAUUGAGAACCUGGGUUCCACUGAGGAGAGGAAAAAUAUGCAGAGGAAUAAGCAGGUGGCCAUGGGUCGUAAGAAAUUUAACAUGGACCCCAAAAAGGGGAUCCAGUUCCUGAUUGAGAAUGACUUGCUGAAGAACACCAGCAGUGACAUUGCUCAGUUUCUCUACAAGGGUGAGGGCCUCAACAAAACAGCCAUUGGAGAUUACCUCGGAGAAAGAGAUGAUUUCAAUAUCCAAGUCCUCCAUGCAUUUGUGGAGCUUCAUGAGUUCACAGACCUCAAUCUGGUUCAGGCCCUAAGACAGUUCCUGUGGAGUUUUCGGUUACCAGGAGAAGCUCAGAAGAUCGAUCGCAUGAUGGAGGCCUUUGCACAGCGCUACUGCCAAUGCAACCCUGGCGUUUUCCAGUCCACAGACACUUGUUACAUCCUGUCAUUUGCCAUCAUCAUGUUAAACACCAGCCUCCAUAACCCGAAUGUGAAGGACAAGCCUUCUGUGGAACGAUUCAUCUCCAUGAACAGAGGCAUCAACGAUGGAGGAGACUUACCUGAAGACCUGCUCAGAAAUCUGUAUGACAGCAUCAAAAACGAGCCGUUCAAAAUCCCAGAGGACGAUGGCAACGAUCUCACACACACUUUCUUCAAUCCAGACAGAGAGGGCUGGCUAUUAAAACUGGGGGGACGAGUCAAAACCUGGAAGAGGAGGUGGUUCAUCCUCACAGACAACUGUCUGUACUACUUUGAGUACACCACAGACAAAGAGCCCAGAGGAAUCAUCCCACUAGAGAACCUGAGCAUUAAGGAGGUGGAAGAUAAGAAGCCUAACUGCUUUGAGCUUUUCAUUCCCGACAACAAGGACCAGGUAAUAAAAGCAUGCAAAACCGAGGCUGACGGACGUGUUGUCGAGGGCAACCACACCUUCUACCGUAUCUCUGCCCCCACUGCUGAGGAAAAAGAGGAAUGGAUGAACAGCAUCAAAGCUGCCAUCAGCAGGGACCCUUUUUAUGAGAUGCUGGCAGCCAGGAAAAAGAAGGUAUCAUCGAUGAAGAGGCACUAGAGCUGCUUAGCCUUCCCAACUUUGCACUUAACAGAGCAGAGGGUUCAAUUGUCUGCCAUGUCUGGGUCGGUGCACACGCCUAAGGUCUGCCUCAAACCUCUCCAGGGGAUUUCUCUAGGAUACAUACAGAACGAGGUCUGGCGCUGGGACUCUAUUGGCCAGAAAAACAGGAAAUACGCUGGGGUUUCAAGAUAAAGGUCACAGCCAAAACCUCCUCUAACCUCGUGUCUGAAUGUGUCUCUCUUUCUAUCUCAGCUUUGUGUGCGUUCUCUGUCUGUGAAGCCAAAGGGGAAUCUCACUUAUGCAAAAUUUCCUUCAAAAAUGCUUUACAAAACCCAGUUCCCAUAUACGUUGCAAAUAUAUUACAAAAUAUACAUAAACUCUUGCAGUCCCCUGUAGCCACAUCAUUUUAACUUAACGGUGUGGCACCCCAACCAAAAUAAUUCUCACUUUAUGAAAGAAAAGUUAAGAUCUUUUCUGCUCUGAUACGUUGUGUAAUACAUGUCUAUUUUUACAGCUACUGUCGAGUCCUCUCAGAUCAUUUUUGUUAGUUUUCUUUGGUAAAAUGAAAUGGCCUUGCAGCAUCCUGCAGGUGGUCAGAUAUUGGAGGGAGGUUGGGUAUAACCUGCCAACUAUUAGUGACUUUACUUAAAAAAACAAAGAAAAAGGAAAAAAACUUUCCUGUUUAAAACGGUUACACUCAGGAGAUUGUUACAGUGUUCUGAAACUUUCCAUGUCAGCGUUGACGUGGAUCUGGUUCACAACAUAACAGCCAUCCAAGGAAUGAAAGCCUCAUCUGUGUCCCAGACUGGACUGCUUUUGUGAAGCAGGGAGACGUAGCGCUGCAGGCGAGGGUGUCUGCUUGUCUGGACAGGUCUCAGUGUUGGAUCUGGCUCUCGCUGUUCAAUUCCUGAAGGUCCUUGAGAUGCAUCCUGGGGAUUAGUGUCUUUUAAAGGGACAAGUGUCUACGACACUGGGCCUCUUUUUGAGGUCUUAGUAUGUCUGGAAAACAGAAUGUGGCCCUUUUUUGUUUUCUCCCCUCAGACCUGUUUUUUAUGCUUUCAGUUUGUCUCAAACACAAGACCAUUUCCUAUUACUACAAAAAGCAAUUCAUGUGUUAGAAAAGUUACUUUUCUGCUGCACCUGGUGCUGUAGAUGAAAUAUGAUGAGAAAUGCUGCUGGUUAGCAACAGUAAUCCACAGAUUCCCCCACACAGACUUUAAUGUUUGUUUCCUAACUUUUAAUAUGGCUUUUCUUUGGUUACCUAUUGAAUGGUAAAAUAAUUAUAUCCUUCCAGCCCAACCUCACUGAUCAUUGUAUAUUUCUUUUUGCUUCAGGCCGUUUAUGUAUAAGAAAAUAUAUUGGAUACUGUUGUAGAGGCUUUAAUGCAGCACAGAUAUAUGUGUGGUUAUUUGAAGCUAUGCCUGGAAAGAAAUUGUCAUCCAUCUCAGGAAGUGCAAUGUGAAACCAUACAAAACUACUUUUUGUAUCAGGAACAUACUGUGGUGAACCAAAAGAUGGAGGGCAAGAUGGCUAUUGGUCAUGCUGCAGCAGUGAUACAUCACCAUGUCAAACAGCAAAAAGUACAUUGAGGUACAAUUUAGCAAAUAUAGUCUGAGUUGUGCUUUAAGCAGUUGUCUUUUCUCCUUGUGCCUGCUGGUCAUUGUGCCUGCUCCCUGCCUGUUCUGUUUGUCUGUUUUCUUCUUCUUCACUCCUCUCAGCGCACUAAUCCCAGAGAAAUAAGGAAAGAUGCAAAACAAUCAUAUUUCUAGACAGUAUUGGUUUAUUUAUCAAAGUUGUACAUAUUUAAAUGUAUAGUGGGUGUUUUGUUUUCAUUUUGUUUAUUAGUUGUGCCAUUUUAUUAAGUUACUCUGUUCAGUAAUGUUUGAUUUGGCGUUCCUCUCAAUGCCAU
Monopterus albus (swamp eel) is the source of this 3528-nucleotide messenger RNA. It is a transcript of the gene cyth1a, whose product is annotated as cytohesin 1a. The coding region runs from base 366 to 1616 and encodes 416 amino acids. Gene Ontology annotation, molecular function: guanyl-nucleotide exchange factor activity. Lineage: Eukaryota; Metazoa; Chordata; Actinopteri; Synbranchiformes; Synbranchidae. The record is from RefSeq and is a predicted model, not a curated record. Gene Ontology annotation, biological process: regulation of ARF protein signal transduction. The transcript has 13 exons.